Molecule: messenger RNA, 2881 nt
Organism: Cydia pomonella (codling moth)
Lineage: Eukaryota; Metazoa; Arthropoda; Insecta; Lepidoptera; Tortricidae
Exons: 4
Source: RefSeq, a predicted model, not a curated record
AUGGGAGAUAUUAAUAUCGACCUUCUUGAGAAUACUCCGUCAAAGAGGCAGUUGAUGGAUAUAUUAACGACACAGGGGUUUCGGCAGUAUAUCGACGAUGCAACCAGACAGGACGGCUCAAGCUCAACUUUGCUAGACCAUGUGUACACAAACAUCCGCGACGAUCGAGUUACCGCCGCCUGCGUUGACACCCAUCUGAGCGAUCACGCAGCGCAGCGACUGAUCGCGCCGUGCCCCCCGCGCCACCCACCGCCUCAAGUGAUAACAAAACGGGUUUUUAGCCACAAAAACAGAACGGCCUUCGUCUUAGCACUGGAGUCCAUAGACUGGCAAGCAGUUGUGGCUAAACACAGCGGCGAAUGUAAACAAUUUGCAGCCACAGUAAUUAAUGUCCUCACUAACUUACUAAAUAUCCACCUUCCACUAAAACCUUUAAUAAUACGUCCUAAAUACAACCCCUGGAUUGAUAGCGAAAUCCAAGAUCUAAAAGCACUGGCUUUAGAGUUUACUAGCCUAUCAAAAAAAUACCCGGAUAAUAUUCCCUUACAUGACGCCUCGAGUAAGUUACAGGAAUGCUACCACUAUAAAUUAAAAACUAAGCGCAGUGACUAUUUUAAUUCAAUCAUUGAUAAUAACCCCAAUAAAAGCAGGGCGAUGUGGAAGGCCAUCAACACCGAGCUAGCUCGGGCCCCCCGCGAGCGUGUCGACUACACCGAGCUGCUCGUGGAUAACGCCGGCCGCCGAUUUGAGUCCAAACAGCUCGCGGUGGACGCGCUCAACCACGAGUUCGUGACGGCGGCCACUGCGUGCGGUGCGCCCUCUGCCGACCACGGCCGAUGCAUUUCCGCCUUGUCGGAGGGGUACGCUGACGCCGAUUGCUCGCUGAGGCUGAGGGCUUUCACACCGCACGAAGUCGCUAAUUUAUUUAAAUAUUCUGUUGCGCCUAAAAACAGCACUGACGCUUAUGGCUUAUCCACUAACCUGCUAAAGCAAGCCAGCCCUACAAUUAGCUACGUGUUAUCCCACUUAUUCAACAACUGUAUGCGAUCAGGAGUGUAUCCGGAAACCUUAAAAAAAGUUAAAAUAUGCCCUCUUUAUAAGGGUAAAGGCAAAAAAUCAAUUAUUAAAUCCUAUCGCCCCAUAUCAUUGGUUCCAGGCCCGAGCAAGUGUUUUGAGGCGGGGUUAAAUAAGCGUUUACUUGGUUUCUGGGCACCGCGGAACAUACUGUCCGAGAGCCAAUACGCCUAUCGACAAGGCCGGUCCACCACAGACCUGGUGCGCGAGGUGGUGCGCGGUGUACUGAGCGCCCGCGAGGCAGAGCGGUAUGUAGCCGUAAUUUGCUGCGACCUAUCGCGCGCCUUCGACACGGCGGACCACGCACUCGUCGCCGACAAACUUGCGCACUACGGCAUUCGGGGACCGGCCAAUAAGCUAAUAUUGUCAUUUAUGACAGACAGAGCUCAGGUCGUCGUUGGCGCCGGAGGUAGUGUUGUGUCUGCGGAAUUACGAAACCUCAUGGGCGUUCCCCAGGGCUCGUGCCUUUCCAACACUUUGUUUAGCGUUCUUUUAAACGACUUGCCAAAGGCGAUAAAAGGAGCGGAGAUAUUUAUGUACGCUGACGACGUCACGGCAGUCAUAACCGCAUCCGCUGAACAUGAGUUGGAGGGAGCGAUAAAUGACAUCAUGGAACAACUACACCAAUGGUUCCAGUCCAACGGCCUGGCCAUGAACAAAGAAAAAACAUGCUUCAUGACGUUCAAGUUAAACGGUCACCCCAGCCCAACCCUGAGGGUGUGUGCGGGCGGUGCCCCUAUACAGCAAGUUUCCGGCACACGCCUCCUGGGUUUCCAGCUCGACAGCGCAUUAACGUGGGAGUCCCAUAUCGAUGAUCUGUGUGGCAGGUUGGGGCGGGCAUGCUAUGCGCUACGGCGCCUAGCGAGCACCGCCGGGCUGUGCGCGGUGCGCCAGUGUUAUUACGCAACUAUGCACUCACUCCUCACCUAUGGCGUGGAGUUAUGGGCCCGCGCUUCAGACUGGAGUCGCGUAUUUGUUAUGCAGAAGCGUGCCGUCCGUAUUAUGACCGGUAAACCAUCAGAUGCCCCAGCAAGAGACCUCUUCCGGGAUCUCAACAUAUUGCCCCUUCCUUGCCUUUACCUUUACCAAGUGGCGGUGUUUACACACGAAAAUCUGAACAAGUUCAAACUCAAGGGAACGAAUGAUAACUACCAUCUCCGUAGCAAUGCGCAUAAAAACAGACUGAUCGCUGAUCCGCACAGACUCGCUAAGUCCCAGCGAUCUAAUACUUUAACCUACCUAUUAUAAUUUAAAGUAAAUAAUAUUAUUGUUUCUGAUUAUAUAAAUAAUGUUGCAAGUAUACGACUUGUAGCGACACUUGUUAGGCCCGUGUCCCUCCCGGCCACAGCGCCAGCAAGCGGGCCGCCGCUUGGUCGCCGCGGGCGCCUGGCCCACGCGGUGCAGGCCGGCCGCGCCCUGCCCGAGUCCUGCCGUCGGCGCCCCGCCGCCGCCGCCGCCGCCGAUGGCCGCUGUCUCAGCGUGCCGCUCGGCCGCUUCCAAUGCGAGCGCCAACUCCACCGCCUUUUUGUAGUCCAAUAUCAUCCCAAUGGUACCUACCAAACCUUCAUAUUGUCAUCUAUUCAUUAUAUAUUAUACUUGCAAACUUUAAUAUCGAUACGUUAAGCGUGAAAACUGAAGACGUUACAGACAGACAGACAGAUCAGAUAUACUGAGUUACAUUGAUAUUUAUAAUAUUAGUAAAGAUUAAUAGGUACAGUCAACCAAUUUGAUUCCUAGGCCACUAUAGAACCAUGUCAUAAUGACUUCUACGACAGUGCUUAUUGAGUGAUGCAUGUCAUGUAUAGAG